This is a messenger RNA of Cherax quadricarinatus, 3996 nucleotides long. Lineage: Eukaryota; Metazoa; Arthropoda; Malacostraca; Decapoda; Parastacidae. The record is from RefSeq and is a predicted model, not a curated record.
AAUCUGUUACAGGCUGGAGUGUGCUUAUCCUUCUUCACCCACACUUCUUUCUGCAGUUCCUACACCAACUACAACAUAUAAAUGUUUGCUGUCGGAAACCUUUGCGCGUAUGCAUUAUUGUUUAUCUUCCUUUUAUGUAUUAAGUAACGAAAACAAGGCAAAAAUGCGAAGAUUGUACGGUGUUAGUGUUUAGGUUGUUAGUGGUGUGUGUGUACUUGAUAAACAUGAAUUUUGGAGAUGCACUGCGGACCACAUCACUCGCCCAGGUCGGGCACUUCAACAACUUAGUAGCCACUGCCCCUCCGCACCACUGUCUCAGUCACUUGCCAUAGCUGGAGAGAUUGGUGCAAGACGGGAAACAGGUGGAGAGAGAGGUGCCAAGGGAAGGUUGUGGAAGUGUGAGUAAAGGAAACAUGUUUCGUGAGCUCCGUCGGAAGUCCCUGCAGCUGGAGCGCGGUGCCCUGGAUAAGUUUAGAUCUGAGAGACGAGGUUCUCUCUCGGAGAAAACGGAUAAGACGACAACAGCAGCAGGUAGCAGCCACCACCACCACCACCACCACGCUCCUUCAGCUCACCAUCACCACGAGAAAUCUGAACGUAGAGGAUCCAUAGUUGUCAGAUGGUUCCGGCACAUUCAAGAAGCCCAAGAAGCGUAUACAGCCAGAGAUGGACGUAACCGUCGAUCACAUCCCCAGACACCUGUACAAGACACGGAUGAUCAACCUCCAUCCUCUGCUGAUGCCCUCAGAGAUGUUGAUGAUGGUGUGGAUGAUGGUGGAGAAUCAACAGAAAACACAAAUGAUGCUACUGAUGGUAAAAUUCAAGGUACAUCCAAAUCUGCAGAGCAGAUUAGCAAAUCUGAUGAUCCAUUGUCUACUUCCUCAAGCACAGCAACAGCUCAGCCUCCAGUAUCGCCAGACACACUUGCAAAGAAAACAGCAGAGGCGGGCGGGGCAAGCAGCAGCAGUAGCGGCCCAGGUGGCCCCUCCCCCUCGGCCGGCCGGAGCCCCGCCUCUGGCCGCCGUCUACAGGAGGUCCAGAUCAUCCAGAUCGUGGAGGGCACGACGCUCAUCCAGCCUUCCGAGGUGAAGGUUUCUCAGGGAGUGGUCCUCUCUGCAGAGCCUGUCCUCACUCCCAUAGAGCAUCUACGGCGAAAAGACUUAAAAAUUCGCCAGGCAUUGGAGGAAAAGCAACAUAUUAUUGCUGACAUCCUAAACAUUCCGCACGAGCACUUUGAGAAUGUCGUUGACAUGGCAGGAGAACCAGCAGUAGGCAACAAAGAGCCCAGAGAGUUGGUCUUAGCUGCUAUGUUUCAAGCCAAAUGUUUGCAGGAGACGCUUAAUGAGGCCCUAAACAUUAGUGAAGGAGAUAUUGUGGCUGCAAGAGCUAACAAUGAUAGUGCUAACAAGGCUACCAGUUUACCCUUGUAUCAAGCACCAAUGACUAAACUUUUAACCAUUUCUACAUCAUUGUCUCAACAACUUUCUUCUUUACUGAAUCUGGUGUCUGAGAGAGAUGAUGAGCGAGAACGUAUGCGUAAGGAACUAGUAGCAUCAAGGGAAAGGCUACACCAUCUUCAUAUGAAGCAAAAUUCUGUAUCAAACCAAACCAUGUCAGAUAAUACCCAAAGUCAAAUUGCUACUGGCAUUUCAUCAAUAGUAUCAGCAGGUAUAACCCUUCCCCCAACCACCUCACCACACACCUCCAGACCAAGUUCUUUUGUGUCAGUUACAUCCUCUACAGCAGAUCAUUCUGACACACCAGAUCAUCAUGAUACAGAUGAAGAUGGUGGAAGCGAAAUAGCCAAGACCAACAGUUCACAGCCUGAGGAAUGUGAAGAUUCCAAAGAAGAUUAUGUUCCAGAGACGUUUGAGGAUGCAGCGAGUGGAUCUGAGGCAACAGAAAUGAAGCCUGAAGAGGUGGAAGGUUCUUCACAAGGUCAAGAGAGCAGUGAAGAAGGCAGAGGGCUUGAAGGCAGCACAGAAACCAUUACCACCUGAGGACUAUAUGACGGUGGAUGCGGUGGAGUGCUUCCUUCUUGGUUGUUUUACUGAUAUUCCCUACUGCAUUGUUUGGGGAAUAUGUCAGAACUGUUUGCCUCUACUGAUGCCUUAGCAAUGUGGCUGUAGUAGGCAGAACAGAGGCAUGAAGGAGGCAGGUGCCAGGAACCAUGGCAGUAUGGCUCACUGCUCCCCACUCUCCCAUCCUUGUGGAGAUUACUUGUCAGAACCACCACUAAACUGAACAACACAUACAGGCUGGACUGUUUUGGUCAGGGACCUGAGCAUAGCAACACAAAAUAUAUUUUUUUUCCUGUGUAUGAUAUUGUAAAUGAAAAGAGUAUUAAAUUGAUAUAAUUAUUUACUCCUGAUAUCAAGAUGAUUGACAGUGGGCAUGUUCUACAUAAGAAUCUAAGCUGGCUGGACACAGCAUCUGGUGUGACCAAUCAGCAGAAAGUGUAAAUAGAACAUUGUGGGCAUGUGGUGUAACUCCUUAAACCAGAAUACCUGAUGCUAGCACAGGGGGGGGGGGGUUGUCUUGAAAGUGUAAGGUACAGUAUACAUCCAGGCUGUUUCCCAAUUACAAGCUGAUAUCAUCAACAGGCAUAGGUUCCUGUAGCAUGUGGAGCCCUCAAAUAAGGUUGUAACAAACAAGAUUCCAUAAAAGAAAAUAUUGAUUUUGGGAAAUGAAAGUGUUGAAGUAAUUGUUUGGUUGUAAUUACCAUUAAUGUUGUCAGAUUUAUAAUAUGUAUACAGUAGACCUCAUUUAUGUAUCCUUUUUCUGCUACUGUUCCAUAGUUUUCUUACCUCCAUAUCAGUAACCACAUGCUACAGUUCCAAGUUGACUAAAGUAUGAAUUCCCAUGGUAGGGAUGUCUCGGUCAGCCUUUUCAUAAAAUGUUUGUUGUAAUUUGUUUGAAUAUCAUCAUAAAUGAGUCACCUGGUGUCAAUUACGUUCCUAGUCCUUUGUGUUGCGGAAUGCUGCUGCUGUCCUGCUGAGCGACUGUGGACCAACACCCGAAUUCUGAAGUCACUACCUUAGGAUAAUUAUACCUCUUUAUGUAGGACCCGUCACCACACAUUAAAAAUUUAGCCAAUCCAAGAAUAAUGUAUACAGUAUAUGAGUCACUCAAGUACUUUCAAAAUAUCCCCAAAUGUAUCAGGAUUGGGCCCUAAACCAUCUACAUUACCAGAUUCUUACCUGAUAAUAUGCUGUCUAAAUAGAUGUUAAAGUUUGUUUUUUUAAGACUGUUCAGUAUACAUUGUAUAAAUAAAGAUGUUCAUUCUUGUCUCAAGAAAUAUCUUGUUUACAAAUAUAAAUGUCUUGAAAAUAUAGUCAAUGUUCUUUACUGUUACCCCAGAGCAGUAGAGACACCCAGAGCCUAUAUUAUGGUGACCCCAUUCAAGUGGGCCGAGCAAAGUUUAGGUGGUGGUGCGGAUGAUUCAUGUCACCCAUCAUUAAGGCAACCUCAGGUCAAAGGAGAGUGAUACACUCAUGAUCCCAGUGUGACCUUGCCUGGUCUGGGGCUGACCUGGUGACUAGCAGUGUGUAGGGAUAGGGGACCAGUGACGAUAGGCAUUCCCACGUGACAUGUUCCCACUCUGCCCUACUGGUUGUCAGGAGCUUGUCAUCCUGUCGCAAAAAAGGGUGUUUGUUCUCUUGUUCAUUUGUAUGUACAUAUCUUUGUUGCCCAAAUAUUGUGGGUAUACAGUAAACACAUUACCACAAAAAGUGAUCAUUUGUAAAUUGUAAUAAUGUUAUUGUAUAACCACUCAGCAUAAUGGCUACAUUAUGCACUUGGGCUGCACUAUACAUAGUGCACUCUAAGUGCAUAAGUAAUGAAAGGCAAGUAAUAAUAUCUACAUUAUGCACUAAAGCUACACUUCACAUAGUGUAGUGUAUGUGCAUAAGUAAUAAAAUGUAAGUAAUAAUGUCUACAUUAUGCACUAUACAUAGGUCAACCUAAGUGCAUAAGUAAUAAAAUGGCUUAAAAGAA